Messenger RNA from Metarhizium album ARSEF 1941, 327 nucleotides. Its product is annotated as heterogeneous nuclear ribonucleoprotein HRP1. Bases 1 to 327 code for a protein of 108 amino acids. Lineage: Eukaryota; Fungi; Ascomycota; Sordariomycetes; Hypocreales; Clavicipitaceae. The transcript has 2 exons. The record is from RefSeq and is a predicted model, not a curated record.
AUGACAGAAACCGAGAAUUUUGAAGAGGACCUUUUUGCUGACCUCUACGAUGACAACGACACAUCCGCAAAGGGGCCCCCCGCCCCAGCACCUGUAGCGGAACCGCCCGACAAUGACCAGCAGAAGUCGUUGCCGCGACCCAGUAACGAUGCAAACGAGAACGAACACAUGCAUCACGAUGGCGGAGAAGAAGAAGAUGACGACGAAGUUGACUUUAACCUCGGAGGCGGCUCUAAUAAUGCUGUCGCUGCUCCUCCCCAGGAUACCGGCUCGUCGACCCCUCCGUAUGGAACUGUUCACAAGGCAAGCGCCAAAGAUGAUGGGUAA